AUGCCCCGUGCUCCCUGCAACUCUGGGUCUUGGGGUGUCUCCGGGUCUCGGGGUGUCUCCGGGUCUCGGGGUGUCUCCGGGUCUCGGGGUGUCUCCGGGUCUCGGGGUGUCUCCGGGUCUCGGGGUGUCUCCGGGUCUCGGGGUGUCUCCGGGUCUCGGGGUGUCUCCGGGUCUCGGGGUGUCUCCGGGUCUUGGGGUGGCUCCGCGCGCUCCGUGGCGGCCCCGGGCCGUCUCCCUGCCCCGUUCCCAUGUCUCCCGCAGCUCCCCGCCGGGCGGCAGUGCAUCGAGCACUACCGGCGCCUGCGGCGCUACUGCGUGUUCUCGCACGAGGAGCUCAUCUGCAAGAUGGCCGCGUGCCCCGAGAAGCUGGACCUCAACCUGGCGGCCGCCGUGCACAAGGAGAUGUUCGUGCUGGUGCAGGAGGAGCGCAAGCUGCGCAAGGCCCUGCUCGACAAGGGCAUCACGGAGGCCGAGCGCGAGGCCUUCGAGCUGCUCCCCGACGACGAGCGCCAGUGCGACAAGUGCAAGACGACCUGUUUCCUGUCCGCGCUGGCCUGCUACGAGUGUCCCCAGCGCCUCGUCUGCCUGUACCACAUGGACGACCUGUGCAAGUGCCCCCGCAGCAAGCAGUACCUCAGGUACCGCGGGAGCGGGACCGGAACGGGGACGGGGACAGCGCCCAGGG
Molecule: messenger RNA, 685 nt
Organism: Tinamus guttatus (white-throated tinamou)
Lineage: Eukaryota; Metazoa; Chordata; Aves; Tinamiformes; Tinamidae
Source: RefSeq, a predicted model, not a curated record